UUUCCUUUGUCACUAUCCGUUGAGAACCCAAACGGCUCUCUCUUCUCUGACUUUCUCUCUCGAGAUCGGUCGACAUUUUUCUCUGAAGCUCUCUUCUCUCUUUACGAAUCCCGAUAUGAGCCACGGGUGGUUAUGGUUAUGAAUAAUCCUGCAAACAACAACCCAGUUGCAGCGUUGUCAGCCGUAGCUUUAGCUCCGCCGCCACAUCCGCCGCAGCCUCACCGUCCCUCUACCUCCUGUGAUCGUCACCCGGAUGAGCGAUUCACCGGAUUUUGUCCUUCUUGUCUAUUUGACCGUCUCUCUGUUCUAGACAUCACAGGGAAGAACAACAACGCCGUCGCGUCUUCUUCUAGGAAACCACCGUCGUCUUCCGCCGCUCUUAAAGCAAUCUUCAAGCCCUCUUCCUCCUCCGGGUCGUUGUUCCCGGAACUUCGGAGGACGAAAUCGUUUUCCGCGACAAAGGCUGAAGCUUUUUCUUUGGGUGCGUUUGAGCCACAGAGGAGAUCCUGUGAUGUUAGGGUUAGGAACACUCUCUGGUCUCUGUUUCACGAAGACGCCGAGCAUAAUUCUCAAACCAAAGAGGGUUUAUUAGUGAAUUGCAGUGAGAUUGAUCUCGAACGCAUCAAUUCCAUUGUAAAGUCGCCUGUUUUCGAGGAAGAAACUGAAAUUGAAAGUGAGCAAGACAACGAGAAAGACAUAAAUUUUGGGACUUUCAAGGAACCCAGAAGUGUAAUCGACGAAAUCGUUGAAGAAGAAGAAGAAGAAGAAGAAAUUGAAGAAGAGGAGACGAAGAAAGUUGAGGACUUUGAAAUGGAGCUUAAUCCUCAGACGACGAAGAAGACGAACAGAGACUGGAGUUUCUGGUCGGCGGCGUCAGUAUUCAGCAAGAAAUUGCAGAAAUGGAGACAAAAGCAGAAGCUUAAGAAGCAUAGGACCGGCGCCGGAUCCGCUGCGUUACCGGUGGAGAAGUCAAUUGGGAGACAACUUAGAGAUACUCAAUCUGAAAUCGCUGAGUAUGGUUAUGGCCGGAGAUCGUGUGAUACAGAUCCAAGAUUCUCAAUCGACGCCGGAAGAUUCUCGCUUGACGCCGGUAGGGUUUCGGUGGACGACCCUCGUUACUCUUUUGAGGAGCCACGAGCUUCUUGGGAUGGAUAUUUGAUCGGAAGAACGGCUGCUCCGCCGCGAAUGCCGUCGAUGUUAUCUGUAGUGGAAGAUUCUCCGGUUCGGAAUCAUGUUUUCCGGUCAGAUGCUCACAUUCCGGUGGAAAAGCCACCACCUUCUCCACCACCAGUACCAGGACGUGUAAAUGAGGAGAUUGUUCCUGGUGGAUCUGCACAGACCCGAGAGUACUACUUAGACUCAUCUUCACGACGGAGGAAGAGCCUUGACCGUUCUAGCUCCACUAGGAAGAUAUCAGCCUCUAUCAUGGCUGAAAUUGACGAACUAAAGCUGUCCCAAGACAGAGAGGCUAAAGACUUGAUUUCGCAUUCGCAUUCACAUUCGAAUUCUUUGAGAGACGAUUGUUGCUCAGUUGAGAACAACUUCGAGAUGGGUGUUAGAGAAAACGUAGGGACUAUAGAAUGCAACAAGAAGAGGACGAAGAAAUCUCGAUGGAGUUGGAACAUAUUCGGGCUGCUUCAUCGGAAAAACGGUAACAAAUACGAAGAAGAAGAACGAAGAAGUGGUGUGGAUAGAACGUUUUCGGGGUCGUGGAAUGUAGAACCGAGAAACGGAUUUGAUCCGAAGAUGAUUAGGAGCAAUAGUAGUGUGAGUUGGAGAAGUUCCGGUACCACUGGAGGAGGGUAUCAACGGAAUAGUGUGGAUGGAUACAUUAGUGGGAAGAAGAAAGUUAGUAAGGCUGAGAAUGGAAUGCUCAAGUUUUACUUGACACCAGGUAAAGGAAGGCGAAGAGGAAGCGGCAAUUCGGCCGCACCGACUAACCGGCCAGUAUCGGGUUCUCAGCCGUUUGGUAGUAAAAAUGUUAUGAACUUUUACUGACAACAUUGUAAUGAGCUCGAAUCUUCUUUUUAGAUGUAGUUGGAAUAAGUGUGGUGAAGUUGC
Messenger RNA from Arabidopsis arenosa, 2061 nucleotides. Lineage: Eukaryota; Viridiplantae; Streptophyta; Magnoliopsida; Brassicales; Brassicaceae. The record is from the annotation of a GenBank genome assembly.